ACCCUCAUGCAUUCCUGUCAAGUCAUCUUGUGAAAGGCUGCCUGCUUCCAGCUUGGCUUGGAUGUUCAACCUUAAUAAAACUCACUGAGGUCUGGGAGAAAAUAGCAGAUCUGCAGCAGAUAGGGUAGAGGAAAGGGUCUAGAAUAUGUACACGCAGCUGACUCAGGCAGGCUCCACGCUGAACGGUUACACAGAGAGGAAACAAUAAAUCUCAGCUACUAUGCAAUAAAUAUCUCAAGUUUUAACUAAGGAAACUAUCAUUACAGUGAAAUAAAAAAAUAACAUUUUAGAACAAAGCUAAGAAAUGGCUAGUUUUCUGUGAUUCUUCUUCAAAAGCUUUCUUUGAACGGGAAAAAGUCAGAGACAAGCAGCUUUACCUGAAAUAAAGAAGUAGUUUAAAGGUCAGAAGAAAGGAGCAAGUUUUGCGAGAGGCACGGAGAGAGAGUGCUGGCAGUACAAUGACAGUUUUCCUUUCCUUAGCUUUCCUCGCUGCCAUUCUGACUCACGUAGGGUGCAGCAACCAGCGCCGAAGUCCAGAAAACGGUGGGAGAAGAUAUAGCCGGAUUCAAUAUGGGCAAUGUGCCUACACUUUCAUUCUUCCAGAACAUGACGGGAACUGUCGUGAGAGUAGGACAGACCAGUACAACACAAACGCUCUGCAGAGAGAUGCUCCGCACGUGGAACCGGAUUUCUCUUCCCAGAAACUUCAACAUCUGGAGCAUGUGCUGGAAAACUAUACUCAGUGGCUGCAAAAAAUUGAGAAUUACGUGGUGGAAAAUAUGAAGUCGGAAAUGGCCCAGAUACAGCAGAAUGCAGUUCAGAACCACACGGCCACCAUGCUCGAGAUAGGAACCAGCCUCCUCUCGCAGACCGCAGAGCAGACCAGAAAGCUGACAGAUGUGGAGACGCAGAUGCUAAAUCAAACAUCCCGACUUGAAAUACAACUGCUGGAGAAUUCAUUAUCAACAUACAAGCUAGAGAAGCAACUUCUUCAACAGACAAAUGAAAUCCUAAAGAUUCAGGAGAAAAACAGUUUAUUAGAACAUAAAAUCUCAGAAUUGGAGGGAAAGCACAAGGAAGAGUUGGACACCUUAAGGGAAGAGAAGGAGACUCUCCAAACCUUGGUUACUCGGCAAACAUAUAUAAUCCAGGAACUCGGGAAGCAGCUGAACAGAGCGACCACCAACAACAGUGUCCUUCAGAAGCAGCAGCUGGAGCUGACGGACACAGUGCAUAACCUCGUCAACCUGUUCACUAAAGAAGGUGUUUUACUAAAGGGAGGAAAAAAAGAGGAACCAUUUAGAGACUGUGCAGAUGUAUAUCAAGCUGGUUUUAAUAAAAGUGGAAUCUACACUAUUUAUAUUAAUAAUAUGCCAGAACCCAAAAAGGUAUUUUGCAAUAUGGAUCUUAAUGGGGGUGGUUGGACUGUAAUACAGCAUCGUGAAGAUGGAAGUGUGGAUUUCCAAAGAGGUUGGAAAGAAUAUAAAAUGGGUUUUGGAAAUCCCUCCGGUGAAUACUGGCUGGGAAAUGAGUUUAUUUUUGCCAUGACCAGUCAAAGGCAGUACACACUCAGAAUCCAGUUAAUGGACUGGGAGGGAAACCAAGCCUAUUCACAAUACGACAGAUUCCACAUAGGAAAUGAAAAGCAAAACUAUAGGUUGUAUUUGAAGGGUCACAGUGGGACAGCAGGACAGCAGAGCAGCCUGGUCAUACAUGGCGCAGAUUUCAGCACUAAAGAUGCCGAUAAUGACAACUGUCUGUGCAAAUGCGCCCUCAUGCUCACAGGAGGCUGGUGGUUUGAUGCUUGUGGUCCGUCCAAUCUAAACGGAAUGUUCUAUACAGCGGGACAAAACCUGGGCAAACUGAAUGGGAUAAAGUGGCAUUACUUCAAAGGGCCCAGUUACUCCUUACAUUCCGCAACCAUGAUGAUCCGACCCUUGGAUUUUUGAAGGCACGAUCUCAGGAGCAGUUUAUAAAAACAACCAAGAAAUCUGGAGACGCUACCAGAUGAGAAACCGCUUGAAAACUUCUGGAGCAAAACCAUGUGUCCCCCUCCCGGCAACAGGCAGCAGUUCUGUGAAAUCAGCCAGGUUCUUGACUGUGGAUGUGGAGCCUGUUGAGUUCACAAAGGUCUGUGCUCGGGGUGACCCUGCUCGUGUGGCUCGGCUGUCGAGGACGCCACUCACUGUCAUGUUUUCAAAAGGGAAGGAACCGCUCAGCUCCCCACGCUUCAAGCUACUACUGGAUCUUACUUUGGAACUAUGAUAAAUAGGGUUGAUUUCAGGUAAAACUGAAGAAGAAGAACGUGAACCACCAACAAAAAGAAUGUACAUGAAGAAUAGAAGCAGGCCUUUCAUAAUCCCGUGGAAAAGAUGUGUCACACCAGUGAAAUGGUGGUGUUUCUAUGCACACCUACUAACAAUCCGUUUAUACUGUUGCACAAUUUUAGUAAAAGUUCAGGAAGCACAGCAUUGCUCUCUGAGUCGGUUAAAUGAUAAUGAAUUUCAGAAGCCUAAUUCCUAAGUCAUACUUACUCAUUGAUUUCAGUUAACCCAUCUUCAAGUGUAAACUCCAUGUUGUUGAAUCAUAAUGAAUUGUAGUGCAUGAAGGCUAACAGUGUGAUGUCGGGACAGACUCUGUUACUCUUUUAUUUUUUUAUACAGUCCUCAGAAAAAAAAAAUGAACAUUAUCAAGUAUGGACCUAUAUGCUAAAAAAUUAUCCCCCCUCCCCCACUAUAGUUUUCAUUUACUUUAAAAACUGACUGAUUGAUAUAAAAAUAUAUUUAUAGCCUGAGUAAAGUUUAAUGAAUGUGAAAUUUAUCAUCAAGCUCUUAAAAUAAUAUACGUGCAUUUAAUAUUUCCUAUGAUAUCCUACAUGAAAGCAGUUUUUUUAGAGUGUAUUAAACUGAAGUAAAACCAAGUAAACUGGAACAGUUUAUUUUACAGUAUUUUCUUGCAUGUGUACAUGUGAGUGUAACUACAUUAUUUUUAAAUAAUGAUCUUCAGUUCUUCACCCUGUUAUUUUAUGCUAAUUUAAUUUUUGCUCACUAACUGAAACAUGCUUUCCAAAUUUACCCUGUUCCAGUUUCCAUAAAAGAUACACUUUGAAGUCUAUGAAAAGUAAAAAAAUUAUAUUGUAUAUAGCGUGUUUAUAUCCACAGUAAACCUAAUAGCUGUUUAAUCUGGAAUAUGCAACACUGUUCUUAAUUGAUGCCAAUAAACACAAGUUUUCAAAGAAAUCUACUACACUACUUUAUGAAAUACAUUAUUUCUUCAUGUUUUUUCUCCCUCAGGCUCUGUUUUUCUUAAGCAGUUUCAGAUUUUUAAAAUUAUUAGUGAUAAAAAUUGGCAAAACACUGUAUUAUGCAUAAGGGAAAUAGACACAAAAAUUAAUCAUAGUCACCUAUUGAAUAAAAAAAUUUUGACUGCUGGUUGCUAUAAUUUUCUUAAUGAAGAUAUGCCUGUGGUAUAAUCUAUUUUAAGUGAGUUUGAAGUUACUACUGUCUCUAAGUGUUCAAGUUUACAAUAGUGAACAGGUGUUAUCAAAACAUGAGAUAAGAAAAUUGAAAUACAUAUUGGGUGUCCUUUUAGAAAAAUAAAAGUUUUCUUCAAAGCAACAAUACCGAUUUCAAACCUGGUGACUUGAUCUGGUAUGCCUUUAUGGCUCUCUUCUAUUUGAGAGAAUAGAGCUAUUCACAUUUUUAAGAAAGUAUUUUUUAAAAAUUUACCAUCAAGUCUUUAUAUGUAUGCAUCUGUAUACAACCUUGUUUUGCCUUACACGUGCUAUUUGCAGGUAUUACACAGUUUUUCUAUUCUUGGUGACUCCUUCAUAGUACUGAUUAGCCUCUCCCUCUAAAAACCUUCUUGAUUGCCUUCAUUUAAAAGAAUGAAAGUGAGUGUUUAAUUCUUUUGUGUUUCUACAGAGUUUUUAAACCAGUUUUUUGAUAAGAAAUACUAUUCCUCAAGUCAUAUUACAAAAAUAAAAUGAAAUAACAAAAAAAAAGCAUGAGAUUUACUGUUUUGUUAUCUGGGUUUGAGAAAUGAAAUAUUUUUUCCAAUUAUUUAUAAUAAAGCAAUAUAAAAUGUUUUAUGAUUUCAUUAUGUGCAUUGUGUAAUGCCUACAUGUUUUUGGCGAUUUAACAUGUGUAUAUCCUUUUCAUUUAAUUAUUUCAGGAUAAGAUAAUUAGGUAUUAGGAUUUUGUCUUUAAAUUUUUAUUUCAAUAAAACUCGUGGUUUCUA
Myotis daubentonii (Daubenton's bat) is the source of this 4239-nucleotide messenger RNA. It is a transcript of the gene ANGPT1, whose product is annotated as angiopoietin 1. Gene Ontology annotation, biological process: blood coagulation. NCBI's taxonomy places the organism in Eukaryota, Metazoa, Chordata, Mammalia, Chiroptera, Vespertilionidae. The record is from RefSeq and is a predicted model, not a curated record.